Puntigrus tetrazona (Sumatra barb) is the source of this 3325-nucleotide messenger RNA. It is a transcript of the gene ppp4r3b, whose product is annotated as protein phosphatase 4, regulatory subunit 3B. The record is from RefSeq and is a predicted model, not a curated record. Gene Ontology annotation, biological process: protein dephosphorylation; DNA damage response. The coding region runs from base 419 to 2875 and encodes 818 amino acids. Gene Ontology annotation, molecular function: protein phosphatase activator activity. NCBI's taxonomy places the organism in Eukaryota, Metazoa, Chordata, Actinopteri, Cypriniformes, Cyprinidae. Gene Ontology annotation, cellular component: protein phosphatase 4 complex; nucleoplasm. The transcript is spliced from 15 exons.
ACCCCGCGCCAUCAGAGCAGCGCUGAUGCAGUGAAAGACACACAAGAUGGCGGCGAUCGGCGGAUAGACGAACAUUCGCGUAAACACUCUAGUCGUGGCGUGCUAAUCUGAGAAACGACGAGACCCCGAGGAUCAUGCUGCUCGGAUCCGCUCGUUCUGGGCUUAAUUAACUGCUUCUCUGGGUGUAAGAUGACCGAUAGGAGGUAGCGUCGGGUUCAGGUUUAGGUUUAACGUUAGUGUUGUGAUACAAACUCUUGUGUUUCCGAGGGUCCGAUCAAAGCGGACCAGGCUCCGGCUCGUUUAGUGUGGAUUAGCGCGGGUUAGGAUGAGGCGAGGCAGUGCUAGCUUCGUGCGCUAGCUAUGCGUUAGGACUGCUAAGUUACUGCUGGUUCGGUUCGGUUCGGUUCGUGCGGGAAAGAUGAGCGACACCCGGCGGCGGGUGAAGGUGUACACGCUGAACGAGGAGCGGCAGUGGGAGGACCGGGGCACCGGCCAUGUGUGCUGCUCGGAGCCGGACUCGCUCACGGUCACCGGCGAGGCGGACGGCUCUCUGCUGCUGGAGUCCAAGAUCAACCCCGACACCGCGUAUCAGAAGCAGCAGGACACGCUCAUCGUCUGGUCUGAAGCAGAGAACUAUGACCUGGCCCUGAGUUUCCAGGAGAAAGCAGGCUGUGAUGAGAUCUGGGAGAAGAUCUGUCAGGUGCAGGGUAAAGACCCGUCGGUGGAGAUCACUCAGGACCCCGUGGACGAGUCUGAGGAGGAGCGUCUGGAGGAGCCGGAGCCGGGUCACCUGCUGGAGCUGCCGCUCUGUGAGCCGGAGCGUCUGGAGGAGCUGGCCGAGCUGGUGACCUCCGUGCUGCCCUCGCCCGUCCGGCGGGAGAAGCUGGCGCUCGCUCUGCUGACCUCGGGCUACAUCAGGAAGCUGCUGCUGCUGUUCCGGGCGAGCGAGGAGGCGGGCGACCGCCAGGGCCUGCAGCACCUCUACCAAAUCGUGCGCGGCCUGCUCUUCCUCAACAAGGCCACGCUGUUCGAGGUGAUGUUCGCCGACGACUGCAUCAUGGACGUGGUGGGCUGCCUGGAGUACGAGCCGGCGCUGCUGCAGCCCAAGAGGCACCGCGAGUUCCUCACCAAGACGGCCCGCUUCAGGGAGGUCAUCCCCAUCACCGACUCGGAGCUGCGGCAGAAGAUCCACCAGACCUACCGCGUGCAGUACAUCCAGGACAUCAUCCUGCCCACGCAGUCCGUCUUCGAGGACAACUUCCUGUCCACGCUGUCCUCCUUCAUCUUCUACAACAAAGUGGACAUCGUCAGCAUGCUGCAGGAGGAUGAGAAGUUCCUGACCGAGGUGUUUGCUCAGCUCACAGAUGAAUCUACAGAAGACACCAAGAGGAGAGAGCUGGUGAACUUCUUCAAGGAGUUCUGUGCUUUCUCUCAAACGCUGCAGCCACAGAGCAGAGACACCUUCUUCAAAACUCUGGCCAAUCUGGGCAUCCUACCAGCGCUGGAGAUCGUGAUGGGCAUGGAUGACGUCCAGGUGAAGGCGGCGGCCACAGACAUCUUCUCGUACCUGGUGGAGUUCAGUCCGUCGAUGGUGCGCGAGUUCGUCAUGCAGGAGCCGCAGCAGGCCGACGACGUGAGUGUGUGCCGCUCGGCUGCCGUUCAGAUGUUUGCCCAGAGCAGGAUGUUGAUGUGGUUGGUGUGUGUUCAGGACGUGCUGCUGAUUAACGUGGUGAUCAAGCAGAUGAUCUGUGACUCGGACCCAGAGCUGGGCGGAGCAGUGCAGCUGAUGGGGCUCCUGAGGACCCUCAUCGACCCCGAGAACAUGCUCGCCCCGGCCAGCAAAACUGAGAAGAGCGAGUUCCUGACCUUCUUCUAUAAGUACUGUAUGCACGUCCUGACGGCUCCGCUGCUGGCCAACACGGCCGAGGAGGACCGAGAUCUGACCGAGGGAGCGGCGAAAGUCAACCCCGUGUGUCCAGAUAACUUCCAGACGGCGCAGCUGCUGGCUCUGAUCCUGGAGCUGCUGACCUUCUGCGUGGAGCAUCACGCGUACCACAUCAAGAACUACAUCAUGACCAGAGACCUGCUGAGGAGGGUGCUGACGCUCAUGAACUCCAAACACACCUUCCUGGCGCUCUGUGCGCUGCGCUUCAUGAGGAGGAUCAUCGGCCUGAAGGAUGAGUAUUACAACCGCUACAUCGUCAAAGGAAACCUGAUCGAGCCGGUCAUCAACGCCCUGCUGGACAACGGCACCAGAUACAACCUGCUGAACUCGGCCAUCAUCGAGCUCUUUGAGUUCAUCCGAGUGGAGGACAUCAAGUCUCUGAUCGCACACAUCGUGGAUAACUUCUACACGGCGCUGGAGUCCAUCGAGUACGUGCAGACCUUCAAGGGCCUGAAGGGCCGCUACGAGCAGGAGAAGGAGCGCCAGAGCCGAGGACUGAGCCGGUACCGCAGGGACGCCCGCUCCUUCGAGGACGACGAGGACAUGUGGCUGAACGAAGACGAGGAGGAGGAGGAUGUGCCUGACGCAGGCCUGGACAAGGGCAAGAGCGACUACGGGAAGUUCAUGGAGAGCGAGAAAGUGAAGGAGAGUCAGGACAAGGAGAACCAGCCCAAGCGGACGGCGAGCGGCAGCUUCAAGUUCACCUUCUCUCACUCGGCGGCCGCGGCUAACACGACCAAUGGCUCCAAACCUCCCCCCUCCACCUCCUCCAGCAGAGCGGCGGCGCCUCCUCCAGGCCAGGCCCGGCAGACGGGGCUGGUGGGGCUCGUGGACUACCCAGACGAUGAAGAUGAAGACGAGGAGGAGGAGGAGGAGGAGGAGGCUGACGAGGAGCAGUCUCCACGUAAGAGGCCUCGUCUGAGCUCGUAGAGGCGUCCGAGCACACGUCCGGCCCAGCAGAAGCAGAGCCGCUCCAGGGAGCCGAUGGGGAGCUAGCAGGACUAGCCUCGCUCAUCCCGCUGAGAGCUGAAGCUCAGGCACCUCGCCGCAGGCUCACGUUCGACCGACAGCGUCUGGGGUUCAGGCUAGAAGCGGCUGCUGGUUUUUAAAACACAUUAAAUUGCAGUAAAUGUUUGAGUGUGGUGUGAAGACGCCGCUGAGGACUGAUGUGAGGUCAGCCGCGGCUCUCCAGAGGAGCAUCACCACGGACUCCAGCUUUCAGGCGGCUGCGCUCAAGAGCAAAAGCGGUUUUUGCUGUUCCCCUCGUUUUUGUACUUUCCUACUAGCGCCAUCUCCGUUGAAGAGCAUUUGUAUGAAUUUGAUAUUUUUUACGAUUUUCAGAUUAAAUUUGGUCCUGCAAUUAAACGAGCUAGUUCAGUG